Elephantulus edwardii (Cape elephant shrew) is the source of this 1195-nucleotide messenger RNA. RefSeq names its product RAD51 paralog C (gene RAD51C). The transcript is spliced from 8 exons. Gene Ontology annotation, biological process: DNA repair; meiotic DNA recombinase assembly; reciprocal meiotic recombination. Gene Ontology annotation, cellular component: replication fork; Rad51B-Rad51C-Rad51D-XRCC2 complex; Rad51C-XRCC3 complex. The record is from RefSeq and is a predicted model, not a curated record. NCBI's taxonomy places the organism in Eukaryota, Metazoa, Chordata, Mammalia, Macroscelidea, Macroscelididae. Gene Ontology annotation, molecular function: crossover junction DNA endonuclease activity; ATP binding; ATP-dependent DNA damage sensor activity. Bases 12 to 1025 code for a protein of 337 amino acids.
CCCGGUUUGAAAUGCAGCGGGAUUUAGGGAGCUUACCGUUAUCCCCAGCGGUGCGAGUGAAGCUUGUGUCUGCCGGUUUCCAGACUGCUGAGGAGCUCUUGGAGGUGAAACCCUCCGAGCUCAGUAAAGAAGUUGGGAUAUCAAAAGAAGAAGCUUUAGAAACACUACAGAUCAUAAGAAGAGAAUAUCCUACAAAUACAACAAGAUACGCUAGUACAUCUGAGUCAGGCAAGAAGUAUACAGCUCUGGAACUUCUCGAGCAGGAGCAUACCCAGGGCUGCAUAAUUACCUUCUGUUCAGCACUAGAUAAUAUUCUCGGGGGUGGAGUACCCUUAACCAAAACAACAGAAAUUUGUGGUGCACCGGGUGUUGGAAAAACACAAUUAUGUAUGCAAUUGGCAGUGGAUGUGCAGAUACCAGAAUGUUUUGGAGGAGUGGCAGGUGAAGCAGUUUUUAUUGAUACAGAGGGAAGUUUUAUGGUUGAUAGAGUAGUAGACCUUGCUACUGCUUGCAUUCAACACCUUCACCUUAUAGCAGGAACACAUACGGGGAAAGAGCACCAUAAAGCUUUGGAGGACUUCACUCUUGAAAAUAUUCUUUCCCGUAUUUAUUAUUUUCGUUGCCGUGACUACACAGAAUUAUUGGCACAAGUUUAUCUUCUUCCAGACUUCCUUUCAGAACGCUCAAAGGUUCGAUUGGUGGUAGUGGAUGGUAUUGCUUUUCCUUUUCGUCAUGACCUAGAUGACCUGUCCCUCCGUACCAGGUUACUAAAUGGCCUUGCCCAGCAAAUGAUCAGCCUUGCAAAUAAUCAUAGAUUAGCUGUAAUAUUAACCAAUCAAAUGACCACAAAGAUUGAUAGAAACCAAGCCUCACUAAUUCCUGCUUUAGGGGAAAGUUGGGGACAUGCUGCCACAAUACGGUUAAUCCUUCACUGGGACCAAAAGAAGAGGUUGGCAACAUUGUACAAAUCACCAAGCCAGAAGGAAUCCACAAUACUGUUUGAAAUCACAGUCAGUAUUAUUUAAUUAGAGUGGGAUUUUUAUAUAUUUGGACACUAAUUAUCUGAAAAGAGUAUUUCCAAAUUGUUUCUCUUGCCUACUGUAGGCACCAAACAUAUUUGAGAAUAGUUUUUGAUGAUUAGAACAUUAUCCCCCAAAUGAUAUUCAGAAUACUCUAGUCACUGUUGAACUGAAGU